UAAAUAUACAACAAAGUAUCCAUGAAGUUUAUAUUCAAUUCUGAUACAUUUUUAUAAUAUAAAUUGUUUUGAUGUUCAAGUAAAUAAUUUGUUUUUUAUUAUUAUUAUUAGAAUGUAUGCCAUAACUCGAUAUCUUAAAAGUCCCUUGCAGCGAAGUACUCAAUUAAUUCUGCAUGGGAAUCAACGUGUUUUAUGUAGACCAAUGUUAUUACAGAGGUCUGAUUACUCCAAAUUCGUAGAUGGUGAUGAAGACAGAAAAUCCUCGAAAAAAUCUCGCAGCUUUGACGAUGAAGAAGAGGAAGACUAUGAUGACGAUAGUAAACUAGAUAGAAGGAAAGGCAAGAAAAAUCGAAAAGCACCUACAGGACCGAAAAUCGAAUUGCGUAUUAUUCCUGCGCUUUAUCCAAGACUGGGCUAUGAUGAGAAGAAUAUGAAACUGGGUCGACAGUUGUCACCCCAUCUGCGCAUCUAUAGGAAACAGUUGACUUCGGUGAUGUCAAUAUUUCUGCGAAUAAGUGGAUUCAUAUUAGCCUUAGGCAUUUGGAUAAUUGGUUUGUCGGGACUGUGUUGCAAUUUGAAAGUCGAUGCGUUAGUCGAAAAGAUUGAGAAGUGCGAAGUCAAGAGAGCAGUAUUUAAUGCUGUCAAAUUCUGCAUAGUACUUCCAUUUGCCUAUCAUAUGGUAGCUGGAACGCGACAUUUGAUCUGGUAUUUAAAUGUCUUUCUCAGCAAGCCGGCGAUUUAUGCCACCGGCUACGUGGCUAUUGCUCUAACCUUACUGCUUGCCGGCGGUUUGACAAUCGUAAAACCUGGUGAAAAAGAUGAUAAUUCCCCGAAGAAAGUUUAUUAUCAAGGUCAAGUUGAGAGACAAAUUAAAAAUCUAAUAAAUGACAAGGGCGAUCGAUAUGAAUACAUAGAUCUAUCUGAAGAAGAUGAAGAUGAACAAAAGAAUUCCACUGAGUCAUAGCUAUUUUGUCAAAGUGACGUUUAAAAUUCUAGUGUAGAAACGAAAUUUGCAAUUGAAUGGAAGUUGUGCUUACCGUUUUUCGAUUUUACUAUGUCACAAUAUAUGUUUGCUAUAAGCUGCAUUUCGAUGUUAUUAAAGAAACGUUAAAGUUUAAA
This is a messenger RNA of Drosophila nasuta, 1119 nucleotides long. RefSeq names its product Succinate dehydrogenase, subunit C-like (gene SdhCL). The transcript is spliced from 2 exons. Bases 113 to 964 code for a protein of 283 amino acids. Gene Ontology annotation, molecular function: electron transfer activity. Gene Ontology annotation, cellular component: membrane; respiratory chain complex II (succinate dehydrogenase). Gene Ontology annotation, biological process: tricarboxylic acid cycle; mitochondrial electron transport, succinate to ubiquinone. Lineage: Eukaryota; Metazoa; Arthropoda; Insecta; Diptera; Drosophilidae. The record is from RefSeq and is a predicted model, not a curated record.